CCUAUUAAAAUUCUCAAAUCGAUUUCAUCCUUUAGAACCCUAAAAUCUAAAAAACCAUCGAAGAAGAGAGUAUGAGUAACCCAUAAGUUGUAGUAUGAUGAAUGAAUCUGGAAAUUCGAGUGGAGUCUCUGGAGCUCGAGCAAGAGGCCGCGUUGUUGGUGUGCCGAAGAGAUGUUGGUGCGGAGAAUUAACACGUGUCCCUUUCAAUCAUACACUGCGUUUUGUUUGAAUCGUUUAUGGGAUUUAUGAGUGCAUAGCAAGUGGGCUUAGACUAACGUGAUUUGGGCUCAUGACCAAACAAAAUCAUAGCCAACUUGUCACCUUCUCCUUCUUCAGACAUAGCGGCCAUGGAUUUCUAGGGUUCAUCAUGUCGUGGGAGCUCUGAUUAGGUCAACCGGCUAUGGAGUUUCAGGAGGUUUAUGUUACACGAAUCGUCAUGAAGAAGCUCUGGAUCGAAAUCUGUUUGUGACGUUUCGUCUGAGGUUCUUCUCCCUCCGACCGUUACGGAUGCAUUGAUUCGUGGUCUUAACUCAUUCUCUGUCUUAUGAAAACACAACUGAUAUUAGAGAAAAUGUUAUAUCAGAUUAUCCUGAAACAAUGACAAUGGAAGAAUCGAGUUUAGUUCGAGAGUUACAAAAAGUAAAAACUCUGGGUUAAUGUCCAUUUCAUCAUGACAAUUCCUCGGUUGAUAUGCUUUUGUAUUUCUUCAUGAUCAUCGGGGCCUGCAUGUGUUCUUGUGCUGUUGGUGGAUUUUAUAUGAGGAUGAGAAACCAGCUGCUAAAAAGGCAGCUCCUGCUACCAAGGCUGCAAGCAGUUCUGAAUCAUCUGACGAAGAUUCUGAUGAGGAAAGUGAAGAUGAAAAGCCUGCAGCUAAAAAGGUUACCAAGGCAGCUAAAAAGGAUAGCAGUAGCGAUGAAUCUGAUUCUGACGAAUCUGAGAGUGAAGAUGAGGAAGAAACCCCAAAGAAAAAGAACGCUGAUGUUGAAAUGGUGGAUUCUGAGGAGAAACUGCAUAGGAUGA
This is a messenger RNA of Brassica napus (rape), 1020 nucleotides long. RefSeq lists its product as uncharacterized. Lineage: Eukaryota; Viridiplantae; Streptophyta; Magnoliopsida; Brassicales; Brassicaceae. The transcript is spliced from 4 exons. The coding region runs from base 691 to 1020 and encodes 109 amino acids. The record is from RefSeq and is a predicted model, not a curated record.